Messenger RNA from Glycine soja, 836 nucleotides. RefSeq names its product bet1-like protein At4g14600. The coding region runs from base 220 to 618 and encodes 132 amino acids. The transcript is spliced from 4 exons. The record is from RefSeq and is a predicted model, not a curated record. NCBI's taxonomy places the organism in Eukaryota, Viridiplantae, Streptophyta, Magnoliopsida, Fabales, Fabaceae.
AAUGAGUUUGGAAAGAAAGCGAUAAACCCAGUUGCCAUGAAUCCAUGAUCCCCUUUCCUUCCUUCUUCCUCUAAUUUUCUUGUAUGCUAAGACUUCCUCGUCAUUGAUUAUUAUUCGCAUCCAACGCCGUCAGCAUAAUUUGUGUAUUCCCCUUUGAAAGUUGAAAGAAACAAAAACCCACAGAACCUGCGAUUUCAACACAAUUAGGUUUUCCCUUCAAUGGCCGCUAAUUCCCACAGAGUGGGUUCUUCCUACGGCGGCGCUGCCCCUUACCGAUCAAGAGAUGGGCUUAGCACCCGUCCCGUUGGUGCCUCGGAGGAGAUCCAAUUGCGAAUUGAUCCCCUGGACUUGGACGAUGAGAUCACCGGUCUUCAUCGCCAAGUUAGAAGGUUGAAACAUGUUGCUGAGGAGAUAGGAACAGAAGUGAAGUAUCAGAAAACUUUUCUUGAAGAACUGCAAAUGACAAUGAUAAAGGCUCAAGCUGGAGUGAAGAAUAACUUAAGAAGAUUGAACAAGAGCAUCGUCCAAAGUGGUUCAAACCAUAUUAUUCAUGUUAUUAUUUUUGCUUUAGUUUGUUUCUUUGUAGUAUACCUUUGGUCCAAGAUGUUCAGAAAGUGAUUCACAGCCCAGCAGCUUCUAGAUUGAAAGAACUCUACUAAAGGGCUUAAUCCGUCAAAUCACAUGAUAGCAGAUUUUGUUAUAAAGAAAUGGCUCCAUAAUCCUUUGGAGUUUUCUAUUAAAAUGUAUCUGACUUUUGAGAUAUGUUUAUUGGAUAUAUUGCGUAGUUAAAGUAGUAAUUCUAUUUGAAAAAUGAUGAAUGAUUUACGUGCUUAAGA